Prunus avium (sweet cherry) is the source of this 1272-nucleotide messenger RNA. RefSeq names its product protein NBR1 homolog. Lineage: Eukaryota; Viridiplantae; Streptophyta; Magnoliopsida; Rosales; Rosaceae. The record is from RefSeq and is a predicted model, not a curated record. Gene Ontology annotation, molecular function: zinc ion binding; protein binding.
UUCUUUUGCCGCCCUAUGUGAACAAUCCACGAAAGGUAAAGUUUUUAAAAGUCAAGGGCUCAAGGACUUGGAAAUCUUUAUAGUCUCUGAUUUAUUUUCUCCAACUUCAAUGUUUUCGUUUCUUCAUUAUCCAUCUGUUACCUUGUUUUGGUGGAGCUAUGGCGUCCACCACAGUUAUCAAGGUGCGAUAUUUUGGAACUUCCAAGGUUAAACUUGGGGACAAACUGAGGUAUUUCAAAGCUUGUGUUGAUAAGAAUGGUGAACUUGAUCUUAACAUGGCUGGAUUGAGGGAAAAAAUUUGCGGUCUUUUUCACCUCCCACCUGGUGCUGACAUUACUCUAACAUAUAUCGAUGAAGACAAGGAUGUAGUAACUCUCGUGGACGAUGAUGAUCUGCGAGAUGCAAUGAGGCAGCAUCUUAAGUCAUUUAGAAUUGAUGUACUGAUGAAUGAUGACAAAGAUGUUGGUAAAUAUUCAAGCUCCAAAAGAAGUAAAAGUCAAGGGAAGGAUGCUGCUAAUGUGACAAGUGAUAUGGAGAUGGUGGUUCAACCUUACCCUGAUUAUUUUGAUGAUCUUGAUUUCCUCGCUGAUUCUGGGGAGACCAACAAGGCUUCUAGCACAAGUUCUGCUUCUCCUCCAUGUCAUAAUGAAGAUAUGAGCAGAAGCAAUGCUCCUCCACAUUAUAAUCACCCUGUUUUUCCAACUGUGGCAUGUCUUGAAUCUGGAGCCGUAGGUGGUAUGAUGUGUCACACGGGUUUUCGGUGCAGCAUCUGUGGUUGCAAUCCAAUACUUGGAUCCCGGUUCAAGUCGAUAGUGUAAGGAAGGAACUUAUUGUGAUUGAAGAUUAUAGCCUCUGUCGAAUCUGUGUUACGAGUUGGGGUAAUGUGACUGAUUACAUUAGGAUUGACCUCCCUGUGUCUCCAAAAGGGGAUGUUUGAGCAAAUUGACCACAUUGUGCUUGGUCAGGGUUGUGCUCAUAGAAAGAGGCCUUGUUGCUUUGGCUAGUGCAGCAAUUUUGAGUCUGAUGGCCAAAGGUUCACAAGGUUUCAAGGAAGCUGAUUGGUUGGAAUAUGAUAGCUUUUUUUCUUUUCUUUCUCUCUGAUAUGAGUUGAUUUUCUUUUUCUCUGUGGAGUUGCCCUUGCAAAUUUUUGUGCAUUGUGUGGCUUUGAAAUUACAUGCUGGCUUCCAAUUAGAUGUUCUGUAACCAUUGGAAUAAAUUUGUGGUCGAGGUUUGUUACAGUUUUGUAAAAUACAAAAAAGAAGUGUGCUCAAA